Purpureocillium lilacinum is the source of this 537-nucleotide messenger RNA. RefSeq lists its product as uncharacterized. Lineage: Eukaryota; Fungi; Ascomycota; Sordariomycetes; Hypocreales; Ophiocordycipitaceae. Gene Ontology annotation, molecular function: acyltransferase activity, transferring groups other than amino-acyl groups. The record is from RefSeq and is a predicted model, not a curated record.
AUGACCGUCACGCCCCUCGCUUUCCGACCGGCAACCGCCGAGGACGCCGCCGCCGUGCUCGCCCUCGUCCGCUCCGCCUACCGCGGCGACUCCUCCCGCGCGGGCUGGACCACCGAGGCCGACCUCGUGGCCGACGAGCGCAUCGACACGGACGGCAUCCUCGCCAAGAUCAACCACCCGUCGGGCGUCGUCCUGGUCGCGCACGACUCCGCCGGCAAGCUCGCCGGCUGCUGCGAGCUCCUCCAAAAGGACGGCGACCUCGCCUACUUUGGCCUCUUCGCCGUGGACCCGACGCGCCAGGCCGGCGGGCUCGGGCGCAGCAUCCUGGCGCACGCCGAGCAGUACGCCAAGACGGCCUGGGGCGUGCGUUGCAUCGAGAUGUGCGUCAUCUGGACGCGCGAGGAGCUCAUCUCGUGGUACGUCCGGAGGGGGUACCGCAAGACGGACAGGACGCUGCCGUUUCCGUACGCGCACCUCGUCAACGGCAAGGCGCUGCGGGAUGACCUUUACUUUACCGUCCUGGAUAAGGAGCUGUAG